Molecule: messenger RNA, 159 nt
Organism: Debaryomyces hansenii CBS767
Lineage: Eukaryota; Fungi; Ascomycota; Pichiomycetes; Serinales; Debaryomycetaceae
Product: DEHA2F24970p
Exons: 1
Coding region: 1-159 (52 amino acids)
Source: RefSeq, a predicted model, not a curated record
AUGGCCCCGUCAAGGGUCCCUCCAUAUCAUCUUGAUGCCAUCGAUCUUAUUGAUGCUACGACGUUACGAAUUCACGAUCCUGGAUUUUAUCUAUUAAUGGUGAUGACGAUAUCUCCCCGGUUCGUUUUAUGCAUUUCUUACCGAUAUAUACCAAUAUAA